This is a messenger RNA of Aureobasidium melanogenum CBS 110374, 4149 nucleotides long. Its product is annotated as structural maintenance of chromosome protein. Gene Ontology annotation, molecular function: ATP hydrolysis activity; protein binding; ATP binding. Gene Ontology annotation, biological process: mitotic chromosome condensation. Gene Ontology annotation, cellular component: chromosome. NCBI's taxonomy places the organism in Eukaryota, Fungi, Ascomycota, Dothideomycetes, Dothideales, Saccotheciaceae. The record is from RefSeq and is a predicted model, not a curated record. The transcript is spliced from 4 exons. Bases 1 to 4149 code for a protein of 1382 amino acids.
AUGGGUGACGACGUAGCUCAAGGAAACAACACCAACUCUGCACACGAAGACGACGACGAGGAAGAAUACACACCAGCACCAGCGCGCUCCACUCGCCACACCAAGUCUGUGACGUCUACACCACAGACGGCCUCCCGCACUCGCCGCGAGCCCAUCGUCGACGACGAAAUCCUAGAAGAUGCUUCGCCCGUCAAGCCCAAGCGCCGUACUGCAAAAACCGCUCGUACUGUGCGCAAGAGCCGUAUGUCUACAUCAGCUGCUUCAGAGGUUGAUGCCUCCACCAUGUCGACUCCUCAACAUUCAGCUCCACCAGCUGCCCAGAGACACGCUACGCCUCUUGCCGACAUUACAGAGACAGCUGUGAAUGACCAGACACCGCGUGCCCAGACGAGACCUCCACCAUCCAGCCAGGUCCAAAAGGUCGAUACCAACACAACCCUGUUGGAAAAGCCUAUGGAUAUCGUCGUGCGUACCAGGGCUGCCGCGACUAUGCCUGUUUCACAAGCUCCCGAUGAGCCUCGAUCGCGCACCGUUAUUACCCACCUCGUUCUGAAGAAUUUCAAGAGUUAUGCGGGCCGUCAGGAAGUCGGUCCCUUCCAUGCCUCAUUCUCCUCGGUUGUCGGUCCCAAUGGCUCGGGCAAAUCCAAUGUCAUUGACUCCUUACUCUUUGUAUUUGGUUUCCGCGCCAGCAAGAUGCGACAGGGCAAGAUCUCCGCUCUGAUUCACAACUCCGCUGCCUAUCCUGAUCUGGACCACUGCGAGGUCGAAGUCCACUUCCAGCAGGUCAUGGAUUUGCCAGCCGGUGGCCACGAGGUCAUUCCCGAUUCACAGCUUAUCAUCUCAAGACGCGCCUUCAAGAACAAUGCCAGCAAAUACUACAUCAAUGGCCGAGAGUCCAACUUUACCGCAGUCACUACCCUUCUGCGCGACCGUGGAGUUGAUCUUGACCACAAGCGUUUUCUGAUCUUGCAAGGCGAGGUCGAGUCGAUUGCUCAGAUGAAGCCAAAAGCUGCUACUGAGCACGAUGACGGCCUUCUGGAGUACCUCGAAGACAUCAUCGGCACCUCAAAGUACAAGACGCCCAUUGACGAAGCUGCUACAGAGACCGAAGCACUGAAUGAAGUUUGCGCCGAGAAAAACACCAGGGUACAACAUGUUGAGAAGGAAAGAAAUGCGCUCGAGGACAAGAAGGACAAAGCACUCGCUUUCAUCCGUGAUGAGAACGAGCUGGCUACAAAGCAAUCCGCUCUGUAUCAAAUAUACAUCAAUGAGUGCUCAAACAACGUUACUGUGACCGAAGAAGCCGUUCAACAACUCCAACAGCAGCUCGACGAGGAACUGGAAAAACACAAAGGCAACCAAGAAGGCAUCAAGCGACUACAAAAGCAGCAUAGUGCAACAGCCAAGGAGUACGAGCGCAUGUCAGAGAGCACACAAUCUGUUCUGAAAGAGAUGGCAAAGCUAGACAAGGAAACCGUGAAACAUGCAGAGAAGAAAAAAUUCCUCGCCAACAAGGCUAAGAAGCUUACAAAGACGGCCGAGGACAGCAAAUUUGCUAUAUCUGGCGCCACCACACAGGCUACGCAGGCCGAGGACGACAUCAACAGAAACGCACAGUCCAUAGCCGAACUGGAAGCCGAGAUGCAGCAAGAAGAAGCACGACUGACCCAGAUUCGAGAAAGCCUCAAAGGCAAAACUCAAGGUAUCUCGGACGAGAUCGCAGCCAAGCAGAAGACUCUGGAGCCCUGGCAAGCUAGGGUCAACGAAAAGCAAUCCUCAAUCUCCGUUGCACAGAGCGAGCUCGACAUUCUGCGGGAGCGAGGCAAUGCUGGAGCCAACGCCAUCCAAGAGAUCGAGUCAAAAAUCACGGCACUUUUCGAAACUCGCGAAGCUAAAGCUAUGGAGUAUAAAGAGUGUAGACGAGAAAGAAAGGAGAUAGAGCAGUCCGUGCAAGAGACGCAGGCUGAGAUCGAACAUCUCGUCUCACAAGAGCCCGCCCUACGCUCAAAACUCUCAGGAGCCAGACAGAAGGCCGACGAGGCAAGAGCAAGCUUGGCUGCUACGCAGACUCAAGGAAACGUCCUCACCGGCCUUAUGCGUCUUAAGGAGUCUGGCAGAAUUAACGGAUUCCACGGACGCCUCGGCAACCUUGGUGCUAUCGAUGCGAGAUUCGAUGUUGCAAUUUCUACCGCAUGCCCUUCGCUCGAUAAUCUGGUCGUCGACUCUGUCGAGGUCGGCCAACAAUGCAUCGAGUACCUCCGCAAAAAUGACUUGGGCCGUGCUAACUUCAUUCUUCUCGACCGCUUACCACAGCGAGAUCUUUCGGCCAUACAAACGCCAGAGAACGUGCCUCGACUCUAUGAUCUAGUCAAGCCGAAACAUGAUCGUUACCGACCUGCCUUCUACAGCGUGCUGCAAAACACACUUGUUGCCAAGGAUCUCGAGCAGGCCAAUCGUAUCGCUUAUGGUGCCAAGCGGUGGAGAGUAGUCACACUUGACGGUCAGUUGAUCGACAAGUCAGGUACCAUGAGUGGUGGUGGUACUCGAGUCGCCAAGGGUGCUAUGUCUUCCAAGGUUGUGGCCGAUGUGACUAAGGAUCAGGUCGCCAAACUUGAGGUUGACCGUGAUACACUAGAGGAGACAUUUGGACAGUUCCAGCAGAGGAUGCAGCAACUUGAAGCUCAUCUUAAGGAGUUGCAAGACCGUGUGCCACAGCUCGAGACUCAGGCCUCGAAGUUAAAAUUGGAGGUCCAGAGCUUGGAUAACAACAUCGCUGACGCUGAAAAGAGAGUUGAGGAACUUCAAGCUGAGAGCCAACCUUCAGACCUAGACAACAAACGCAUCUCUGAGCUCGAGAAGACUAUCAGGGUGCUUGAGAAAGAGACUGAGAAGCUGCAGUCAGAAACCGCUGGUAUCGAGGAGGAGAUCAAAGCGUUACAGAACAAGAUCAUGGAAGUUGGUGGCGUCCAGCUUCGUACACAGAAGGCCAAGGUCGACGGACUCAAGGAGCAGAUCGAUCAUCGCACUGAGGAAAUGUCCAAUGCUGAGAUCAACAAGGCCAAAGCUGAGAAGCAAAAGACAAAACACGAGAAGACUUUCAACGAUGCACAGUCUGAGCUGGAGAAGGUGACAGCAGAUGCGGAAAAGGUCGAAGAAGAGAUCAAGGAGCAGACUAGAAAUACUGCAGGGUUCCGUAAAGAGGCAGAAGAAGCUCAAGAGGCCCUUGACACCAAGAAAGAAGAGCUUGAAGCACUCAAGAGUGAGCUUGAUGCCCAGACAGCCAUCCUGAACGAGACUCGAGGCAUUGAGAUUGAGAUGCGGAACAAGCUCGAAGAAAACCAGAAGAUCAUGGCUGAGAACCAGAAACGCCUGCGAUACUGGCAAGAGAAGCUAAGCAAGCUCACUGUACAGAACAUCGGGGACGAUGGUGAGGAGCUCGAACCUCUACCUAUGGCGCAAUACACCAAGGAUGAGCUCGAAGACAUGUCUAAAGACGAGCUCAAGGCCUCGAUCGCGCUUCUCGAAGAGUCAACGUCACAGGCAGUUGAGCUUUCGGUUCUGGCCGAAUAUCGCCGACGUGUGUCUGAGCACACGUCACGUAUGUCUGACCUCAACGAAGCUCUGGCUAGUCGCGACUCAGCAAAGAAACGACUUGACGAUCUCAGACGCAUGCGUCUCGAAGGGUUCAUGGAGGGAUUCUCGACCAUCUCGAUGCGUCUCAAGGAGAUGUACCAAAUGAUCACCAUGGGUGGUAACGCAGAACUUGAACUCGUCGACAGUCUCGACCCCUUCAGCGAAGGCAUCCUCUUCAGUGUCAUGCCACCUAAGAAGAGUUGGAAGAACAUCAGCAACUUGUCUGGUGGAGAAAAGACACUCAGUUCAUUGGCACUGGUGUUUGCCCUGCACCACUACAAGCCAACUCCCUUGUAUGUCAUGGACGAGAUCGACGCUGCUCUCGACUUCCGCAACGUCUCGAUCGUUGCCAGUUACAUCAAGGAAAGAACCAAGAACGCUCAGUUCAUUGUCAUUUCCUUAAGAAACAACAUGUUCGAGUUGGCUGCGAGAUUGGUUGGUGUUUACAAGGUCAAUCACAUGACCAAGAGUGUCACUAUCGAGAACAAGGACUACAUCCAAGCUGCUGCAGCAUGA